UUCAUUCUAUAUUUGAUGUAAAAGAUUUUCACGCGUUUUCUUCAUCUUUCAUUCGUUCUGAAAAUUUGCAAACGUUUUUAAUUUCUAAUUUUUAUUGAAAUGGCGUAAGAAUAUUUAAAAAUAUAUAUUGUGUUAAUUAGAACUCUAUUCAUUUUAAUAAGUUUGCAAAAAGUGACACAGAAGUGAAAUUUGUUAACGUGUCUUGUCUAAGUUGCAAGCAAAAGCGUGUGUUUGUCGCUGGGCUAGAUUAAAUUAAACUUUUGGAGUUACUGAGUUACAAAGCCAACAUCAACAAAUCAUUAAAGAUAUGGAAUUCCAACAACUUACAAUACCACAAACAGAUGUCUCUCAACCACCACCUCAGCUGACAGCACCGUCGGCGCUAGCAACAAAUGCAACAUUACUACCAUCACAAUCGGGAGGUGGCGGCGCUUAUGGAUCACAUCAUCGCAACCACUACCAUCCUCACCAUGGGGGUUCUGGGAAGCCAGGUCACCCAUAUUUUAAACCAUUCAAUCCCGGAGGUUUUCAAAGACCCUUUGGCAUGACGCAAGAUGAUUUUGAUGGCAAGCGUUUAAGAAAAAGUGUUAUGCGAAAAACCGUUGAUUACAAUGCUUCUAUCGUAAAAGCAUUAGAGACACGUCUUUGGACGCGUGACCAUCGUGAUCGUCAUGCACCACAACCCGAAAAUAUAUAUGUGCCCGAACUUUUACCCCCGUCCAGCUACUUGGAUAAUCCCUCAAAUGCAGUUACGACACGUUUUGUCAAAACUGCCACAAAUAAAAUGCGGUGCCCAAUUUUUACACUCGCCUGGACGCCAGAAGGUAGACGUUUGGUGACAGGCGCCAGUUCAGGGGAAUUCACUCUAUGGAACGGGUUGACAUUUAAUUUCGAAACUAUAUUGCAAGCUCACGAUGUUCCAGUACGAACAAUGGUAUGGUCCCAUAAUGACAGCUGGAUGGUGACUGGUGAUCACUCGGGCUACGUCAAAUAUUGGCAGUCGAAUAUGAAUAACGUGAAAAUGUUUCAGGCACAUAAGGAGGCGAUUAGGGGAAUAAGCUUCAGUCCGACGGAUAGUAAAUUUGUAAGCUGCAGCGACGAUGGCACACUCAGAAUAUUUGAUUUUAUGCGCUGUCAGGAGGAGCGCGUUCUGAGAGGUCAUGGUGCCGAUGUCAAAUGUGUGCACUGGCAUCCACAGAAGGGUCUGAUUGUGUCGGGCAGUAAGGAUAAUCAGCAGCCAAUCAAAUUGUGGGAUCCAAAGAGUGGUAGUGCGUUAGCCACAUUGCAUGCGCACAAAUCGACUGUGAUGGAUUUGAAAUGGAAUGAUAAUGGUAAUUGGCUAGUUACCGCAUCCCGUGAUCAUUUACUCAAACUGUUCGACUUGCGUAAUUUACGCGAAGAAAUGCAAGUGUUUCGUGGACACAAAAAGGAGGCUAGCUCCGUAUCAUGGCAUCCGAUACAUGAGGGUCUCUUCUGCUCAGGUGGCUCUGACGGAUCCAUCCUCUUCUGGAAUGUGGGUACCGAUAAGGAGAUCGGCUGUGUUGAGACCGCUCACGAUAGUAUUGUCUGGACAUUGGCCUGGCAUCCCCUCGGUCAUAUACUUUGCUCAGGCUCUAAUGAUCACACUAUCAAAUUCUGGACACGCAAUCGUCCCGGCGAUUUGAUGCGUGAUAAGUAUAAUUUGAAUACGUUACCUGCGAGUUUGGCGGCAAUGGAUGAUUGCGAAUAUGAUGAUGCUGUUAUUCCGGGCAUGGGCCCUGAGGACAAAGUUGAAUUCACGGAAAGUCUCACCGCCGAUAAGGGCUUUAUUCCUGGCUUGGAUUUGGAUCCUACCAGAAUAGGUGAUCGAGAUCGGGAGAAGAAAGUACCAUACAGCAAACCUAUACCGCGUAACUUCCAGGCUCAGUGGGCGGGUUCACGUCGUCCCGACGAAAAUAACUUCCACGAUGAGUUGGCAAUGCGUGAGCCGAAAGACACUAGCGGUCUGUCACACCAACAAAUCAGCGAGAGCACCAUUGAGGGAAUGUUGGCAAGUGGUGUUCUCACCACCAUGGAUCCGCAAGCUAUUGUUGGUCUGCUUGUUUACAAUCGAUUUAUUCGCGUCCAUCCGGACUCGCGUGUUAUGGUUGCCAUACGGCAGGGCCCUGAUUAUUUGAACAAAUAUAUUGAUGCUGGUAAAUUGGAUGAACUGCGCGAUGUUGUGCCUAUUCGUGAUCGAUCACGUUCAUUAUCGCCUACCUUGGAGGGACGUGAAAGUUCACCACCAUCGAAGCGAUCGCGCUUCGAGCCACGCCAGCAUAGCGCUCAACUUGUAUCCGUGCGUGAACUUCUGAGUCUUAAAAAGCCGUUCUUGCCUUGCUUGCUACAGCUGAAGACUCAACACGCGCCACAAAAGUCCGAGUACGUGGACGAUAUGGGUGAUUCGCCUACACCGCAAUCGCAACCACAGCAGCAACAAAACUUCCAACAGCAACCGCAUUAUCAGCAACAACAACAGCAAUCGCCAAUGCAACAACAACAUAGUAGACCCAGUCCAUGGGCAGUGGGACCGCCAUUUCAACAGCAACAACAACAACCGCCGAAUCCUUGGAACACAUCACCAAUGGGAAGUGGCUCGAAUGGUGGGCCAAACAUGGUGUCACCAUCUAGUCAAAACGGUUAUAAUGGCAACAAUGGACCGUUUAAUGGUCCAAAUUUCAAUGACAGCAUGAAUUACGGUGAUAAUAAUAUGUUCCCCAAAGGUGGUGGAGGACCUGGUCCCGACGAAAACAAUGGCAUGCACAUGAGUAAUAUGAAUAUAAACAAUAUGGGUAAUAAUAACUACGGAAACCAGCGCCGUGGAAAUCGACGUGGUGGUGGGGCAGGCGGUAUCCGUAAUCGCGGUGGACGAAAUAAUAAUAGACGUUUUUAGGUGUAUAGCAACAAGAUGUAUAUAAAAUACACACACAUACACAGCAAAGGGUUGAAUAAAUUUCAAUUAAGCUAUUUAA
Messenger RNA from Zeugodacus cucurbitae (melon fly), 2990 nucleotides. RefSeq names its product pre-mRNA 3' end processing protein WDR33 (gene Wdr33). Gene Ontology annotation, molecular function: protein binding. The record is from RefSeq and is a predicted model, not a curated record. Bases 308 to 2911 code for a protein of 867 amino acids. Gene Ontology annotation, cellular component: mRNA cleavage and polyadenylation specificity factor complex. Lineage: Eukaryota; Metazoa; Arthropoda; Insecta; Diptera; Tephritidae. The transcript has 9 exons.